Caenorhabditis angaria is the source of this 1708-nucleotide messenger RNA. NCBI's taxonomy places the organism in Eukaryota, Metazoa, Nematoda, Chromadorea, Rhabditida, Rhabditidae. The record is from the annotation of a GenBank genome assembly.
AUGAAUAUUAUCAAAUUAGAAUGUAUUAUGAAGACAAAACAGAAACUGAAGAGGGAGAAGAAAGUGAUUAUGAUUAUGAUGAAUAUAGUGAUGAGGAGGCGGAUUAUUCAGUUCUUUUUGAUACAUUUCCAGUGGAAAAAUUUUCCACUAAGAAGAUGUUCAUUUUUUGAUAAUGACAGUGAUAGUGAAGAGGAGGAUUCAUCAUCAGAUGAGAAUGAAAAUGGAAAACAAAAAGAAAAAGAAGAAAAAAUUCUUGACGAAGAGGAAAAACGGCACAAGGAGUUAAUGAAAAGGAGAGGUGAAAUUCCUCUGACUCGAGCUUAUGUGUAAGAAAAUUUUAAAGUGAACGGGGUUGGACCACAAAAAUUGGGUGCUUACUGUUUUAGGCUUUGAGGUAUUCAAAAAUAUCUGCCCUAAAUAUUGAUUGAAGUUGUUUUGUGAUGUUUUUUCUAUUUUUCAGAAGAGGCGAGCUGGCAAAACAAAGUCGCCGUGCGCAAUUUUCAUUAUUCGAAUCAGCAAAGUUUACACCUUACGAAGGUUAUUAUCCAGAAGUUGCUUGGAAUUAUUUCAGAACAUUUCUUGAGAAACGACAAAAAUCAGUUGGUGUUAUUGAGAUUAAGAAUGUUAUAAAAAUGUUCGAUAUUAAUAAAAUCAAAGUUAGAAAAUUUGAUCGAUUGGAACGUCUGGAUAUUUGCGAAUCUUACAUGUUCAAAUUUUUCUUGGAAAGAAUUCCAGAUAAAAUCAAAAACGUGAAAUUGAGUGGCGGAUUAACAGGAAUUAUUCAAAACUUAUCUGGUAUUGUUGAUUCCUACCCAAAGGUUAGUUUUUUAUUGGAAUUUUGGUUCAAAAAGGGUCUCACUUCAGAUUCUCAAUGUCACUGAUUCAUUAUCGAUCAGAUGUGUCAAUAUUUCUUAUGAUGGUUUUCUUCGUUUGAAUGCUCGAAAAAUCAAAGUUCCAAUAGACGAAAUUAAAUAUGAAGAUGUGAACAAUUUCAUAAAAUUAUGGAUUGAUGGAAAAAUAUCGAAAACAAAGUUCGAUAUGUGCCGAUUCAAUAAACAUUCUGAAAUCAAAAUGGAUCAAAUUCUCAAAGAUUUGGAAUACGUUGAGAUUGGAAAUCAUGUGAAACGUGAACGGUAAGUUGAAUUAAAAUGUUUGAUGCGAAACUGAUAUGACACAGAAAAAUUGUUAACUGCUGAUUUAAAGACACAAGAGCACCUAGAAAUGAGCAGAAAAUGAGUUUGUUAUUCAUUCUCAACACCUUUCAAGUAAUCGAAAUUCAUGAAAAUCUGGAAAAAAUUUUGAGUCUAGCAAAAGUGAAAAAAUAAAAUAAUUGUUUUUGAAAUCGCUCAGCCGACGGAAAUUUCGAAAGUGUUUGCACACAGUGUGUCGCUAGAGCGCACAUGCUGGUUUUGUCAUUUGAAAAUAAAUGCGGGAAAUCUGUUUUUUCCAGUGUUUCUUGUGUCUUUAAAAAUUGAUUUUCAGUUAUAAUCAUUUCUCAAUGAAAAAACGUCAAAUGUAUCGAAUCGUGCAUAAAAUCGAUCCAAACUAUUUCAUAGAUGUCCUAAAAUUCGAAAAUAUUCUGAUUCUUUGUGUAAACAGUGAUGUGAAUGAUGGAUAUGAAAACAAGAAGCAUCUUUGCAAUGUCAAUUUUUGUUGUCAGAAAAGUUACAAGGAAUUGCUGAACAACAAAGGACCGAUGUGGUGGUGA